Chrysochloris asiatica (Cape golden mole) is the source of this 3573-nucleotide messenger RNA. It is a transcript of the gene EIF4G3, whose product is annotated as eukaryotic translation initiation factor 4 gamma, 3. Gene Ontology annotation, cellular component: eukaryotic translation initiation factor 4F complex. The transcript has 25 exons. Bases 1 to 3573 code for a protein of 1190 amino acids. Gene Ontology annotation, molecular function: mRNA binding; translation initiation factor activity; protein binding. The record is from RefSeq and is a predicted model, not a curated record. Lineage: Eukaryota; Metazoa; Chordata; Mammalia; Afrosoricida; Chrysochloridae.
AUGACUACACCAAAGAUGUGGAAAAAACCAAAAGACCAGACCCGGACCACUGAAGAGGUGCUGAAGACAGAGUUGGAGUACCCAGGAGCAUGCCCAGUCCCCACCCUGACCAAGCCUGCAGCCAGUGGUACCUCCUCUUACACAGCCUCUUGCUUUGCCUGGGAUUGGGCACCUGACAUAAUGCUCCUGCUUUUAGAGACAUAUGAUUCCACCCUAAUCUACAUAAACAGUGACAAGAAAACUGCAUUCACAUUUCUACUCAAUACCACAUUCACCAGAAGGCAGCCUAAACUCGAAGAAGAGCUUUCAGGUGACAAAGUACUUGAAUCUGAACAGGAUAAAAUGAACCAAGGAUUUCAUCCUGAAAGAGACCCCUCUGACCUAAAAAAAAUGAAAGCUAUAGAAGAAAAUGGAGAAGCAGCUGAGCCAGUGCGCAAUGGUGCUGAGAGUGUUUCUGAGGGUGAAGGAAUAGAUGCUAAUUCAGGCUCCACAGAUAGUUCUGGUGAUGGGGGCGCAUUCCCCUUUAAACCAGAAUCCUGGAAGCCUUCUGAUACUGAAGGCAAGAAGCAGUAUGACAGGGAGUUUCUGCUAGACUUCCAGUUCAUGCCAGCAUGUAUACAGAAACCAGAGGGCCUGCCUCCCAUCAGUGAUGUGGUUCUUGACAAGAUCAACCAACCCAAAUUGCCAAUGCGAACUCUAGAUCCUCGAAUUUUACCUCGAGGACCAGACUUUACUCCAGCCUUUGCAGAUUUUGGAAGGCAAACAUCUGGUGGAAGAGGUGUACCUAUUUGCAAAAUGCAGAGCAGGCAUGGAUUGCCAAUCCUGGAACAGGGCAAAGCCCCAGCAUGCACUUCUCUGACGAUGUCGCACCCACCCCUGAAGAGUCUGCCUCUAGGGUUGUUGAAUGUUGUACCACGGAGAUCUCAACCUGGCCAGAGGAGAGAACCCAGGAAGAUCAUCACAGUCUCUGUCAAAGAAGACGUGCAUCUAAAAAAGGCGGAGAAUGCCUGGAAACCCAGCCAAAAACGAGACAGUCAAGCUGAGGAUCCUGAAAACAUUAAAACACAGGAACUUUUCCGAAAAGUUCGAAGUAUCUUAAAUAAAUUGACACCACAGAUGUUCAACCAACUGAUGAAGCAAGUGUCAGGACUGACUGUUGAUACAGAGGAGCGGCUGAAAGGAGUCAUUGACCUGGUCUUUGAGAAGGCUAUUGACGAACCCAGUUUCUCUGUGGCUUACGCAAACAUGUGUCGAUGUCUAGUAACGCUGAAGGUGCCCAUGGCAGACAAGCCUGGUAACACAGUGAAUUUUCGAAAGCUGCUACUGAACCGUUGCCAAAAGGAGUUUGAAAAAGAUAAAGCAGAUGAUGAUGUCUUUGAGAAGAAGCAGAAAGAACUUGAGGCUGCCAGUGCCCCAGAGGAAAGGACAAGGCUUCACGACGAACUGGAAGAAGCUAAGGACAAAGCCCGGAGGAGAUCCAUCGGUAACAUCAAGUUUAUUGGAGAGCUCUUUAAACUCAAAAUGCUGACUGAGGCCAUCAUGCAUGACUGUGUGGUGAAGCUACUAAAAAACCAUGAUGAAGAAUCCCUGGAGUGCCUGUGUCGCCUACUCACUACCAUUGGCAAAGACCUGGAUUUUGAGAAAGCAAAGCCUCGUAUGGACCAGUAUUUUAAUCAGAUGGAGAAAAUUGUGAAAGAAAGAAAAACGUCAUCUAGAAUUCGUUUCAUGCUUCAGGAUGUAAUAGACCUAAGGCUGUGUAAUUGGGUAUCUCGGAGAGCUGAUCAAGGCCCCAAGACUAUUGAACAGAUUCACAAAGAGGCUAAAAUAGAAGAACAAGAAGAGCAAAGGAAGGUCCAGCAGCUCAUGACAAAAGAGAAGAGAAGACCAGGUGUCCAGAGAGUGGACGAAGGGGGCUGGAACACUGUGCAAGGGGCCAAGAACAGUCGGGUACUGGACCCCUCAAAAUUCCUGAAAAUCACUAAGCCCACAAUUGAUGAUAAAAUUCAGCUGGUACCUAAAGCACAGCUGGGAAGCUGGGGGAAAGGCAGCAGUGGUGGGGCAAAGGCAAGUGAGACUGAUGCCUUACGGUCAAGUGCUUCCAGUUUAAACAGAUUUUCUGCUCUGCAACCCCCAGCACCCUCAGGAUCCACAUCUUCCACACCUUUGGAGUUUGAUUCCAGAAGGACUUUAACCAGUCGUGGCAGCGUGGGCAGAGAGAAGAAUGACAAGCCCCUUCCAUCUGCAUCUGCUUGUCCAAACACUUUCAUGAGGGGCAGCAGCAGUAAAGAUCUGUUAGACAAUCAGUCUCAAGAAGAGCAACGGAGAGAAAUGCUAGAGACCGUGAAACAACUAACAGGAGGCGUGGAUCUAGAAAGGAGUAUUACUGAAGCAGACCGGAACAAAACAAGGGAGUCAGUAGCUAAACCAGAAAUUCCAGCAACGUCAGCCCCUGACAAGCCUGCAUUAUCAGAAGUGGAGAUGGAGAGGAAGUCUAAAUCUAUCAUUGAUGAAUUCCUACACAUUAAUGAUUUUAAGGAAGCCAUGCAGUGUGUAGAAGAGCUGAAUGCCCAGGGUGUGCUGCAUGUUUUUGUGAGAGUGGGGGUGGAGUCCACCCUGGAAAGAAGCCAGAUCACCAGGGAUCACAUGGGCCAAUUACUCUAUCAGCUGGUGCAGUCAGACAAGCUCAGCAAACAGGACUUCUUCAAAGGUUUUUCAGAAACCUUGGAGUUAGCAGAUGACAUGGCUAUUGAUAUCCCCCAUAUUUGGUUGUACCUUGCUGAACUGGUGACCCCCAUGUUAAAGGAAGGCGGAAUCUCCAUGAGACAACUUAUCAGAGAAUUUAGCAAACCUUUACUUCCUGUUGGAAGAGCUGGGGUCUUGCUUUCUGAAAUAUUGCACCUUCUAUGCAAACAAAUGAGCCAUAAGAAAGUGGGAGCCUUAUGGAGGGAGGCUGACCUCAGCUGGAAGGACUUUUUACCAGAAGGGGAAGAUGUACAUCAUUUUCUUUUGGAGCAGAAGUUGGACUUUAUAGAGUCUGACAGUUCCUGUUCCUCUGAAGCACUUUCAAAGAAAGAACUCUCUGCUGAAGAGCUAUAUAAACGACUUGAAAAACUCAUUAUUGAGGACAAAGCAAAUGAUGAACAGAUCUUUGACUGGGUAGAGGCUAAUUUAGAUGAAAGCCAGAUGAGUUCACCUACAUUCCUUAGAGCUUUAAUGACGGCUGUCUGUAAAGCAGCUAUUAUAGCUGACUGCUCUACCUUCCGAGUAGACACUACUGUUAUCAAGCAGAGAGUGCCCAUCUUACUCAAGUACCUAGACUCGGAUACAGAGAAGGAACUGCAAGCACUUUAUGCCCUGCAAGCAUCAAUAGUAAAACUUGAUCAAACUGCCAAUUUGCUCCGGAUGUUCUUUGAUUGCCUGUAUGACGAAGAGGUGAUUUCUGAGGAUGCCUUCUACAAGUGGGAGAGCAGCAAGGACCCCGCAGAGCAGAACGGGAAGGGUGUGGCCCUGAAGUCUGUCACAGCUUUCUUCACGUGGCUGCGGGAGGCCGAAGAGGAGUCUGAGGAUAACUGA